UAUGUACUUUUUUUUGGGCACGCGACAGAGCCGGCGACUCCUUGAAGAAAUGGAUGGUAUAAAUAAGUAUAAUGAAUUUGUGGCUUUGCACAAGGCCCAAUUGGAAUCAUCUGCAGUUCCGGUACACCUUUGGCCGGCGUUGUAUCGAAAAUUGUGUACGGAUAACUUUGAUGCCGGUGAGGCGUUGCAGCUGAUGCUGAUUGAUUAUGACGAUGAAGAGGAUGAGGAAGUGGAUCCAACUAAGAACGAUGAUAGCCCUCAUCCUGUAUUCGCUUUGGGUGUAGCACGGGAACAAGGCAUAAAGGCCACCGACCCGCAGGCUAUUUAUUUGGUAGAUCACGCCUGGACAUUUCGACUGGAUCAGGUACGCCAACAACUGGAGGAUCACGAGAGACUAGCCGAUCGUCUAUCCGCCAUAACCGGUGUUGAUUUGGAGCACGAAAAUCGAGUAGAGAAGAUCAUGAGACGUAUGUGGAAAUAUUGUCAUGCCUAUUCCAUACGGGCCACCGACGCGGUGGGUCAAAAUUUGACCGAUGAUCAGCGUCUGCCUAUUUGGUAUAUCAUGGAUGAGGUAGGAUCAGCCGUAACACAUUCGGAUGAGCCAAAUUUCCGGAUAGUUCCCUUAUUGUAUUUAAACAAUCAGACAACAUAUAGUCUAUUGUUUCCCAUCAAAGAUUGUGAGCAGGGUGAUCAGGUGACACGCGAUUUUGUGGAAUAUGUUGCCAAGGAUGCACCACAGAGGUCGGCACUUCUAUUGCCCUGGCAGGAAGCUGAUCUAAGUGAAGAAGAUUUCAAGCAAGUGGAGCCUGAUGCAAAUUAUUUCACCAGUGGCCAUAUACCGGAGACUUAUCCGCCAUUGGGAAAUGUAGCAACCAGUUCCAAUCAUAUACCCCAACUGCCUCUUAAGGUCUAUGCCGAGUAUGAAGUUGUGAAGGAGCAUUUAACAGCCGGAGAAUUUAUUCUAGUGGACCAGGAAGAUGAAGCGGAUGUCCUCUGGCUGACACGUCACUACAAGUCAUUCAAGGAACUCUUCGAACUUACGCCACACAAGUUCAUCAAUCAAUUUCCCUUUGAAUAUGUCAUUACUAUCAAGGAUUUGCUUUGCAUUAUGGCACGGCGCGCCGCCAAGAAUCAGCAUCAUAAUCCGGAUAGCUUGGAGACAUAUCCCACAUGGUUACCCACCACAUACAAUCUGACGACCGAGUUGAGGCAAUUUGUGGCCUAUUAUCAAACGAGGGCAGCCAAACAAGUGGACAACCAUUGGAUAAUCAAGCCAUGGAAUCUGGCCCGUGGUCUGGACACACAUAUAACCAAUAAUUUAAAGCAAAUUGUACGCCUGCCCGCCACUGGACCAAAGAUAGCCCAGAAAUAUAUUGAAAAUCCGGUUCUAUUCAUGCGAAAUGAUCAAGAGCUGCAAGUGAAAUUCGAUAUACGCUAUGUAAUUUUGUUGACCAAGGUUCAUCCUCUGGAGGCAUAUGUUUGUCGCAAGUUCUUCUUACGUUUCGCCAAUCAUGAGUUCUCAUUAGAUCACUUUGACGACUACGAGAAGCACUAUACCGUGAUGAAUUAUCGUCCCGAUGAGGCCGAAUUGCAUCAUGUGAAAUGUGAGGAGUUCCUUGAGCUCUGGCAGCAACAAUAUCCCGAUCAUGAUUGGUCCAAAAUAGAGGAGGAUAUAUGUCAAAUGCUUCGCCAACUAUUACAGUGUUCAACUGAGGCGCCACCGCCCUGUGGUCUGGCUCCUUGCAAUCAAUCGCGAGCUCUCUAUGCCGCCGACAUAAUGCUCAAAUGGCAGGAUGAUCGAAUGAAGCCGCAACUAUUGGAAAUCAAUUGGACUCCCGAUUGUAAACGGGCCUGUGACUAUUAUCCUGAUUUCUUUAAUGAUAUUUUCAAAUUACUUUUCCUUAAUCAACAGAAUGACAAGAUUUUCAAAUCAUUGAAUUAAAAAAAAAAAAUAUUUAAACGUU
Drosophila willistoni is the source of this 1964-nucleotide messenger RNA. RefSeq names its product tubulin--tyrosine ligase-like protein 12 (gene TTLL12). The transcript has a single exon. Gene Ontology annotation, biological process: protein modification process. The record is from RefSeq and is a predicted model, not a curated record. NCBI's taxonomy places the organism in Eukaryota, Metazoa, Arthropoda, Insecta, Diptera, Drosophilidae. Bases 2 to 1942 code for a protein of 646 amino acids.